GUGCGGUCACUACAGGCACCUGCAUUGCUACCAACAUGUCAAACUUCUUUGACACAUGACAGAUGGCCUGCCACGCAAACGUCAAAUCUGACACUGGUUUAUUUGAGUGCUAAUUGUGCGAAGAUGGACGAGCUGAAGCACAAAAUUCUCGGUCUAAUCAGCAAACAGUCCCCGAAAAUCCCGUCGAUGGGGUUUUCCGACGCCAAUUACCACUUCCCCCAAACCGAGAACCUCUCCAUUAACAGUAAAACGGUGGCGGAGACAGACAGACCCGCCGAUCAAGAAAUUCUAGAGAGCAUCGAAGCCGCCUAUUUUUCCAUGAAGGAGGACUUCGACAUUUGUAGAUUCGAACUAGGGAAGCUCCCAGAGGUCCUAGACUGCGACCAAAUCCAGCGCGACUUCAAAAACCUCAAGCAACAACACCAAGUCGUGUCGAAGAAAGUCCUCCAGUUGAUUCUAGAGCACCAAAGCGGCUGCAACGACGAGUUCGAAAAGGUUCUGGAGAUUCUGGAGCAAGUGAAAGACACUCUUGAUCAGUGUAAAGAGAGCAGGAAGCACCUAAAUGUGGCCGCGAAUCAGUUUAAGGCGUGUUUGGGGCUUCUGGCUAACUACCGGAAGCGAAAGUUGGCGCAGAAUUUGCUCAAUAACUUGAAGAUGAUUAAACAUCUGCAUAGUUUUGAUCAGAGGCUGCAGGUGCUUUUGAGUGAGGAGGAUUACGCGGGGGCGAUUAUUGAGUUGAAGAAGUGUCACAAGAUUGCCACGAAGUAUAGGCAUUUUAGUUGCGUGGCGGCGCUUACGUAUAAGUUGCAGGAGACGCUGGAGAACACCGAUGGACAACUGGAUCGAGUGUUAUCACAGACUUGCUACCACUUCGACCCCGACCGCUACGAGAAGCUCCUCCUCGCCUACAACCUCCUCGACAAAUCCGAAAUCUCCAUGAUCGACAAUCUCCACGUCCACUACAUCACAGCGAUCUACAACACCUCUCUAAAUGUAGUCCACUCCUACGUAACAUCACCAGAAGCCCUAGAAAACACGGACACCAGCGGCAAAAACCCCUACAAGACGCUCUGCCAGAGCGUCACGACCGACGUCUUCAUCCCCUGCUUGAUCAGCCUAUGCAAAGUCCUCUUCAAAAUCGUCCUCAGCUACUACCAACUCAUCAAAUGGCACUACAACCAAGACACCGACCCCCCGAACCGCCAAAAACUCGACCACAACCUCACGAAAAUCUGGGACGACGUCCAACGAAAAGUCUCGAGUCUGCUGCUAAACGCGGACUUAGCGUCCUACAAGUUCGACCAGUUCGUGCAGGUCCUGGGGGUGGUGCACCGGCUGAUCCAAGUCGGCGAGGAGUUCUGCUUGAGCAAGAGCGAGGACUUGCAGGAGUCAAUUCGGAAACAAAGCGUCAACUAUUUCAAAAACUACCACAUCCAGAGGCUCGAGGAGCUGAAGAUUUUUCUAGAGAACGAAAUGUGGGAAGUGUGCCCGGUUAAACCCACUUUCACGAUUUUACAGCUGCAAGAAUUUAAGUCGCUGAGGUCGAUUUUGAAGACGUUCAAGUUUAGGCCACCCAUGACCGGGACUUACUCCACGACCUCGACGGAUUGCUGCUCGUCGAACCAUUCCCAGGAUGGGAGCAGUAUUGUCGGGAAUUAUUUCGUGAGGUACGCCGAAAGCGGGACUCCGUUCGAUUCGGGCUUAGACGAGACGAUAAUCGAGGAAGAUAUUCUGGCGUGCGAAAAUGACGCUUCUGGAUACUUUUCCGAAGAGAGCGACGACGAAACUGAUGACAUGAGGGACUUCGAGGAUUACGUUACCGAAAAUUCGAGCCCUAUUACCAAAAAGAGGGACAAGGCGAAUAAACAGACCCUAAUUCUGACUAAUACGACCCUGUCUGUCUUACGACAAAUGGGGAAAUAUUUGCAGAUGUCGAGACUCCUGAAAUCUAUAGCGCACCAAAUUAUUAGUUGUAUGAACCAACUUUUCGAUUUUUAUCUCUAUUCGGUGCAUUUAUUUUUUGCUGCCGAUUUGACCAUCGCAAGCAACUCCCUCUACUCCAACGAGUUAAGCUCCACCCUCAAAAAAAUCCGUGACACUCUCGUAACCGAAUUCGAGGAACCGCCCACCGAAAACGGUUACAAAAUCCUAAAACCCGCCCUCUCUCCAAUGGUCGACUUGUCCAAACCCGAGCGCCUGCACGGAUUGGCCGAGCGCAUCGUGGGCGUGGAAAGCGUGAUAUUUCUAGCCAAACAGUACGAAUACCUCCAGGAAUUCCUAGAAUACUUGAUCCCCCCCACUAGUAAAACAACCCUUCAACAAUUUUUCUCACAGAAUAUAUCGAGCGCCAACGACUUAAGAAAACCGAUUUACAUGGCCGUGGGGGCGCAAGCCUUCGACUUGCGCCAGAUUUUGCUCUCCAUGUCGAAAAUCAACUGGGAAGUGAAGGAGGUGAUGUCGCAACACAACACCUACAUCGACCUAAUCCUGAGGGAAGUGCAGAUUUUCACCUUGCGCUUGGAAGAAGUGGCCGUGAAAGUCCCUGUCGUGGCCGAAGUCUCCCAUUCCCUGUGGGAGAGCAUCUCCCAUAUAAUUACCCACACUUUAGUCCAAGGGUUUAGCGAAGCCAAGAAAUGUUCAAACGGAGGUCGCGCUCUCAUGCAACUAGAUUUUAUUCAAUUCUUGACGAAAUUCGAGAAAAUGGCGGGGCUGAGGCCCGUUCCGCAUCGCGAGUAUGUCGAGAAUUACGUCAAGGCGUUUUAUUUGCCGGAGGGGGAGCUGGAGAAGUGGAUCAAGGAGCACACGGAGUACUCGUCGAAGCAUCUGUUCGGUUUGGUGAGCUGUGCAUGUCAGAAUAAUAAAAAGACGCGGCAGCGGCUGCUCCAGGUUAUUGAGGAAGUGGAGAGGCAGGCGGAGAGGUAGCCGAAGGUGGGAGGGCUCCGGAUAAUCAAUGUGAUAUUAUUAGAUUAAUUUAAGAAGACUAAUAGACAGGUAUUUUAUUUUUUAACACAUUUAUGGCAUUUUGAUUGAGUUAUUUUUAUUUGGCACAAAGUGACAUAAUAAAGACGGAAUUGUUGAGA
Molecule: messenger RNA, 3080 nt
Organism: Zophobas morio
Lineage: Eukaryota; Metazoa; Arthropoda; Insecta; Coleoptera; Tenebrionidae
Product: syndetin-like
Exons: 12
Coding region: 124-2922 (932 amino acids)
Biological process (GO): retrograde transport, endosome to Golgi; endocytic recycling
Cellular component (GO): EARP complex
Molecular function (GO): SNARE binding
Source: RefSeq, a predicted model, not a curated record